AUGUUCAAAUCCCUUCUUGUCCUCUCGAGCCUCGUUAUUCACGCCGCGGCUGGCGCUAUCAUGAUGCGCCAGGACAGCAACAGCAACAGCACCGAUCCUCCCGCUCCGGUUGACACCGGUACGAGUCCUCCUUCUCAGCCGAUUCCGAUCACCAAGUGGGGCCAGUGUACGCCGCCCUGCCAAACUGCACAGCAUGCCAUCGAGCUGCUUGACGCGCACUGCCCGGAUGGGGUGACUGAAUGUAAUGUCUGCAAUUCAGUCACUGAUAUUUCGAAGGAAGUCAACAUUAACGCUGUGAAAGACUGUAACGCAUGCCUCCAGAAGGAGGGGCCUAGUGUGCUGGGAGAGGAAACUCUGAAGGAGGCCUCUGGCUGGGACAAAUCGAUGAUUGCACGAUGCCCUUACGACGAGUGCAGCAGCAAGUGCAACGAAGAAGUGACCAACAUGGCGACACAGUGCAGGGGCAUCUACUACGAGUCGUGCCAACUCAAGUGCAACAUCAAGGGAGACGAGUGCCAUAAGUGCCUCAGCUCGAGCUCGGCCACGAACAACCAAGAGUAUCUGCCCAAGUUCGAUGCAGGCCUCAAGAUGCAGCACUUUUGGUGCAGCAACUCUUGCGGCCAGAUGGGUCUCGACUGGAGGGCUGUUGCUAAGCCCUGUUGGGGUGGUAGCGACACGUGUAAAGAGGCUGCCUGCACUGCCGAAGGAAACAGCAAACGCGAGGCGUUCAGCAAGUGCUUCUCGUCAGACAACGAUGUCGGCGGACUCCCCUCCCUGACGAGGGAGAAUAUCCAAAUCGACAUCGACACAAUCAACUCACUCUGCAAGGAUACCGUCACAGCUCCAAAGUGCGACAGCGAGUGCAGUGGCAUUCUCGCCGAAGUAUUGGCUCUGUGCACCGGCAACGACACGUCUAAAUGCACCAGCAUGUGUGCGGACGACAAACUCAAGGCGCUCGAGACAUGCAACUCGUGUAUCCAGGAUGGCUCAAAGUCAUACCCGGACAGUGAGAAGAAGGACUAUCAGGAGAAACUCAACGAACUCAAGACAUGGUGCAGUAAUAACAAGAGCAAUCCCAACCCUCCCAAGCCGCCUGCCAUUCCAAACCCGAACCCAACCCCGCCCAGCAAUAACAACAAUAAUAACAAUUCGAAUGGUGGAGGCUCCAGCCGUGGCACAACAGCCACUCGGACAGGCGCCGGAAGCGCAAGCACGAGCACCUCGUCCAAGAGCGGUGCAGUGGUCACCAUUUUCUCAUGGUCAGACGUCGCCGGUGGACUUGCGGUUGCCAUGCUUUUGUCGUUCACCUAA
This is a messenger RNA of Vanrija pseudolonga, 1311 nucleotides long. RefSeq lists its product as uncharacterized. The transcript has 5 exons. NCBI's taxonomy places the organism in Eukaryota, Fungi, Basidiomycota, Tremellomycetes, Trichosporonales, Trichosporonaceae. The record is from RefSeq and is a predicted model, not a curated record. Bases 1 to 1311 code for a protein of 436 amino acids.